Molecule: messenger RNA, 804 nt
Organism: Fonsecaea erecta
Lineage: Eukaryota; Fungi; Ascomycota; Eurotiomycetes; Chaetothyriales; Herpotrichiellaceae
Exons: 5
Coding region: 1-804 (267 amino acids)
Cellular component (GO): plasma membrane
Molecular function (GO): acetate transmembrane transporter activity
Source: RefSeq, a predicted model, not a curated record
AUGGAGAAAGAAGCGUCUGACCAGAUGGCGCGUAUUGCCCGUGAGAUUUCCAUGCCGCCAUCAACGUACGAGAAGAUCUACCUCUCGCCGCCCAACAGCGACGUACGGCAGCUGCGCAAGACGUUUGCCAACCCGACUCCUUUAUGCCUUCUAGGCUUCAUCAUGAGCCUGGGGCCUCUGUCCUGCGAUCUCAUGGGCUGGAGAGGUGCCGGUGGCAACGGAUCCUCAUCCAUCGGCGUCUUCUUCUUCAUGGGCGGGCUUCUAAUGAUCAUCGGUGGUGUCGGUGAAUUCAUCCUGGGAAACAGCUACCCGUUUAUUGUCUUUUGCGGCUUCGGGGGAUGGUGGUUGAGCUUUGGCGCAACACUGAAACCUUCCUUCAGUGCGUAUGGAAACUACUCUCCUGAUCCCGCGAAUGCUGCGGCCGGGUUGUCGACCACCGGUUUCCUGGCUGGAUUCGGGUUCUUCCUCCUGUUCAUGGCCCUUUUCUGCCUGGUCUGCCUUGUCUGCGCGCUGAAGCUCAACGUCUGCCUGGUUAUCAUCCACAGUACCCUGGUGAUUUGCUUCUGUCUUCUCACAGGAUCAUUCUGGCAUGCGGCAGAGGGAGGAUCAGGAAUUGCCUCGAAGCUUCAGGUUGCUGGAGGAGCAUUUGGCUUCGUGUCGACGGCCGCAGCAGGAUACCUUUUCUUGUCGCAGAUGUUGUUGACUGUCGAAUUUCCUAUUUCUCUUCCCGUGGGUGACCUGAGCUCGGUGUUUGCAAAUCCUCGCGGGCUAGUCAAGGGCAAGGAGCAGAGAGAUGAUCCUUAA